AUGGUGGAGUAUCUGCCUGACUCUGUUCUGUCUAGACACAGCAGCAUCCAAACCUUGCUGGUGGACGCAGUUUAUGAACCAGUCCGCAAUUUUUUGCACCAGUCCGCUAUUUGGUGUGCACAAUUUGAUGCUCAAUAUAUCUCAUUAUUAGGCCUACAUUUUUAUUGAUUUAUUAUAGCACAUUUUAUCUAACCAAUGCUUUCACUCUCUGUACCACAAUGUUUCAUUUAAGGUUACUAUCCCAAUACAGUUCACUUAUUUAUAUUGAUAUGACUUUAUUUCUGGGUGGACAAUUUCCAGUUCUGUGAGCGCAUGUUUCCAGAGCAUGUUUACAAGAACACACAGGUAGGAUACACUUCAGUAUCAUAUAGCAAUAUUUUGAUAGCCUAAACUAUAGUAUAUGAUUUCUUGCAAUUUCAAAGGGGUAAAUUGGAAGUUUAACAAUGUAAUUUAUGAGACACCCUAAUGCCUAAAACCUUGUUUUAUUUUAUCCAGGGCGAGGAUGUCUCUGUGGUUGCUUUAGAGGCUUUGGGAUAUAUGGCCCAAUUAUUUAACAGCCUGACUUCUGUUACCUGCAACAAGGAAACACUGAACCUGUUCAAAAACAGAUUACCAGUUAAAUUAAGAAAUUAGAGGGAUGCGUAAGUAUGAUCCCUCAUGGUGUAGCCUAAGCUAUAUUUGGGGGGCAGACAAUCAUUGGCAUAGGUCUUUAAUUUGUGAUUUAAUAUAAGCGAUACAUUUUCAGAACCUGUCUUAAGACAGAACUAAUUCACUCACCACCAUUUUACUUUGUCUCCAGGUCAGAUGUGGUGUUGGGGCAUCCUCUGGAGUGUUGGUUACUUCAGGCAACGCGUCUAUGAAAACAUACUUCGACAAGCUGAACACCAUCUUGAAACAGACGGUGGGUCCAAUAUAAAAUGUACUGGAAAAAAGGCUAAAUUAAUCAGAGGAAAAGUUCUAGAUCACCACAAAUCGGAUGAAUUUCGCUGCCACAACUCACAUCUGAAACUUGGAACUUCCAAGCGCCGUUUUAGUGUCGUCGGAUGCGCUGGUGCAGCACCUGCUGUGGUUGAGUUGAGUGAAAAAAUGCAUGUCUUGUAUGCGCUCCAGGAACACAGCGCAUGUGCAUGGGAGAUAGUGGGAGCGGAGGUUCGCUACAAAAUUGUGCAGUUUUAAAAAUCCCUCCCAAAUUCAUUCACUUUAACUCAUAAUUUAGUGAGACUCGCUUUCACUUUUUGUACAUCCUUUCAAUCGUCACUAUUUAAGUUAAUCCGCAGAUAUGGGAUCAGAACACAAACCACAUUCUAAUUGGAGGAAAUGUGCAAUAUACUGGUAACACGUGAGUCAACAAUAUGCUAUCAUUUGAUCAAUGCUUCAGGCUUCAAUGAAUGAAUCAUUUUCAGAAAUAUAUUCAACUAACACUGAUCAUCUGCUACAGGUCGUCUAACUACCCUGAGAAUGGCACUUCAGACUAUCACUUGGAUGAGCGCCUUCCUCUGCCUCGCACAAGUUUGCUCCAUGCCCAUGCCUUGCCAGCUACAAGGCCAGCUGGUGCGAACAACCCACAACCUACUGAGAGACAUGGUACAUUUUUUAAAUUACUUUUGACUUGAGGUGUAUUAUCCAACUAUGUUUAACUGAAUAGCUCAACGUGAAUACUGUGUUUUCUCUUUCUUUCAGGGGGGUCAUUUUCCUCUGGAGUGCCUGCAGCACAAUGUCUUCCUGGCAUUCCCAGCCGCCGCAUUUGCAACCGGCGCGCCACAGGUAAGGGAAAGCGCGCAUAUCCAAGGGUUCUUUACAGCAUGAAAUAGUUUUUUGCAAUCGUUAGGAUUAGAAAGUAGAAAACUUUAAACUGCCAUUUAUGUUAUUUGAAAUUAUUGUUGUUGUCCGUUUCAGUUGAGCAGCAGCGGUGCUAAGGCUAUUUAUGAUACAUUGAAGAACAUCGACUCAUUGUUUGGAGCUGACGACCUGCCCACUAAGUGGGACCAACAGAAGUUGGAGAAUUUUCAGAAUAUUAUAUACCGCCAGAUUGAAGAGAGCAAAUGUGUGAGUUGCUAUGCCAACACAGAUAGCUUAACUGUUUAAUUGUGGUAUGGUGGCAUUUUAAUUAUUAUUAAUCGCCUGCCUCUUUCUUUCUGGCAGAUGAUGGGCAGUGUGGAUACAAGUGAUUAUCCCAUCAGGGCAGAGGGACUGAAUGCAUACUUUGGGCACAUUGCAGCAGUCCUAAAAGAAAAGGUAGGCUAUAGGGUAAAAACAAAGACACAUUGUUUUGAUACAUCUCUACAUUGGACAAUAUUACGCUAUAUUGCCCUAACAGUUUUUUGUAUUUUCACAGAAUUUCAGUUACUGCGCCUGGGAAGUGGUUCGAAAAGAGCUCCUGUACACCCUACAGUUCAUUCUGGAACACAACUCUGAUAGCCUUUUGUGGUCCAACAGAACAUGAAUUUGAACGUGCAGAAUUGAUUUACAUACUGUACUUGAUUUUGAUUGCCUACCAUUGUACAAUUAUGUAAUGUGUGAUGUCAAACUGCAAUAUUAUACAUGUAUGUAUAUAUUUAUUUAUCAAGGUUAUUUAUUUAUGUAGGCCUAUUUAUAAAUGUAUUCAUUUAUCUCUUUGAAAAUCGUGCCUAUAUGUUAAUCUUCAUCAAAUGUUAAAUUAAUAAACUUUUUCUACUUUUAAAUAUUAUUAAUCUGAGUGCUCAUUCUGUUGGCAAGUCUGUCGGUGUGUGAACAUUCAGAUUUGGAUUAAACAUGCUCGGGACAUAUGCACGGAUGGCAGUACAAUUAAUUAUAUAGCCUACUAAUCCAUAAAGGAAAGCCAUUCAAACAAGUAAAAUGUAUCUUCUCAAAAUGUAGUUAUAUUCAAAAGCCUUUUUUCAAUGAAGUGUGUUUUAGUACUGGACAGGGCGGGCCUGUUUUGAACGUUUCACUUUGAGCUCCUAUACGAAUUCCGUUCCUACCAUAGAGAUCCUAUUAAAUUAUUCGAAUUCCAAAUUCUAUGGUUUCAACCCCCUCUGUGAAAUUGGUUCCACAAUCGUACUCCUGAGUGGGGCAGUGGUCUAAGGCACUGCAUCGCAGUGCUAACUGUGCCACUAGAGAUCCUGGUUCGAAUCCAGGCUCUGUCGCAGCCGGCCACGACCGGGAGACUCAUGGGCGGCGCACAAUUGGCCCAGCGUCGUCCAGGGUAGGGGAGGGAAUGGCCGGCAGGGAUGUAGCUCAGUUGAUAGAGCAUGGCGUUUGCAACGCCAGGGUUGUGGGUUCGAUUCCCACGGGGGGCCAGUAUAAAAAAAAUAUAUAUAUAUAUAUAUAUAUUCACUAACUGUAAGUCGCUCUGGAUAAGAGCGUCUGCUAAAUGACUAAAAUGUAAUAACGUAAUCGGAACAAUAUUAGCCGAAUAGAAAGAACAGGUGCACAGUGAAUUCACAAGCAGUGAGGUAAAUGGUCGAACUUUAGCCUUCAUUCAACACUAUCAGUCUUUCUAUUAAUAACUUCUAUUUUAUUUCAAUUAUGUGCAAUAUAAACACUGAACAGCCAUAUGCUUCAGAUUGCACUGCCUGAUUAAAAGAGAGUCAACAGACUAAAUGUGUGAGCAAAAUGUGGUCUCUGUGAAACGCCUAUUGAAACAAUUGUUCUUGCUAACCCUACACAGAAUCUGAAAAGUGUGGUGUACAAUGUCCACAAUUUCAGCAUAUUUAUAUUGAACAUGGCCCUCAUUUAAUAAGACAGAGUCCUGCACCAUUGUAUUAUAGCGUUAUUCGUUUUUCAUAUUCAAUAUUGCCUGCUGAAUAACUGCUGAAUGUUAUCAUUAAAUAAGACAGUCGUGGGCAUUGGUAUUUAAUUUAGACACUACAGUUACUUAUUUAUUCAAAUAUUUUAUGUAUCUUUCAUAAGACAGAACUAAUGCACUCACCACCAUUUUAUGUUAUCUCCAGGUCGGAGGUGAUGUUGGGGCAUCCUCUGGAGAUGGAGGGUCGGUUACUGCAGGCAACGCGUCUCUCAAAACAUAUUUCGAUAAGAUGAACACCGUCUUGAAACACAAGGUCGGUCCAAUAUCAAAUGCCCUCGAAAAUAGACUAAUUUAAUCUGAGCAAAAGUUCUAGAUCACCACUAAUUGGAUGCAUUUCUCUUCCACAACUCACAUAUGAAACUGGGAACAUCCAAGCGCCGUGGUAGUGUCGUUGGAUGCGUUGGCGCAGCACUUGCUGUGGUUGAGUUGACUGAAAUGUUUGUAUUUAUUUUAUGCUCUCCAGGAACACAACACAUGCGCAUGCGAGAUCGUGAGAGAGGAGGUUCGCGACAACCUGAUGCAUGUCAAGAAAUUCCUCGACAGCAGAGUCAAGCCGUGA
This is a messenger RNA of Coregonus sp. 'balchen', 4346 nucleotides long. Lineage: Eukaryota; Metazoa; Chordata; Actinopteri; Salmoniformes; Salmonidae. The record is from the annotation of a GenBank genome assembly.